UCUUCUUCUUCGCGGACAGCAAUUCUCGCGACUCUGGAUUUACGCACAACCACAAUAUGACUACAGCACACAGACCUACGUUUGACCCCGCACAAGGCAAAGAGGCCCUCCGUGGUCCGGCCUACCAUCAGCGACUGCUUCCCGCGCACAAGCUCUUGAAGACACGUCAACUCGGCCAAGGCACCGAAGCGGAAGCCACCCAGCGCGACCUCCGCGCCGAACUCCUCCAGGCUGAGGCCGCCCAUUUCGCCAAGAAGAACGGAACCCCCCUUGAUGAGCCCACGGUCGAGAGCGUGACGCCCAAGCGCCUGUUGGAGGGUGGUUCGCCGGGCGGAGAUGCAGACACAGGGGAGCAGGAAGAAGAUAUGGAAGCGAAAAGACGAAGGAUAUUAGAGGAGACGAGAGACAUCGACGCGGACUCAGAUGGGUCGGAGGAGGACAGUAGUGAUGAAGAUAGUGAUGAUGAGGAGGAUGAAGCUGCCGAGCUGAUGCGCGAACUGGAGAAGAUCAAGAAGGAGAGGCUGGAGCAGAAGGAAAAAGAGGAACGCGAGCGUGCGGCUGAAGAGGAAGAGAAGCGCGAAUACGACAUUGCGCGCGGAAACCCUCUGCUCAACCCCCAGGACUUCAAUCUGAAGCGACGAUGGGAUGACGACGUGGUCUUCAAGAACCAGGCGCGCGGCACGGAGGAUAAACGGGGCAAGGAAUUUGUCAAUGACUUGUUGCGAUCGGACUUUCACAAGCGGUUCAUGGGUAAAUAUGUUCGGUGAACACCAUACUUUACAAAUGCUGAGCUCAACACCUACCAUGGCUCAUUGAACCUCGCUCCUCAAUCAUGCUACAUCACAAUCUACCCACGAUGACAGGGGUGUCGCAACACUCAGGACGGGCCAAGCACCAACAGAAGGUCCGCAAGUGAUGGGUUUCUUCUCUCCAUCACGUCAAGUGAACAAUCACGAGUUCAUGCGCUGGAGAUGCACCACCUAGAUAGCGAUAAAGUAUAGUCAUAAUACCCACUGCGUAUAUCAC
Aspergillus brunneoviolaceus CBS 621.78 is the source of this 1026-nucleotide messenger RNA. RefSeq names its product spliceosome-associated CWC15 family protein. Gene Ontology annotation, cellular component: catalytic step 2 spliceosome. NCBI's taxonomy places the organism in Eukaryota, Fungi, Ascomycota, Eurotiomycetes, Eurotiales, Aspergillaceae. The coding region runs from base 57 to 767 and encodes 236 amino acids. The transcript is spliced from 8 exons. Gene Ontology annotation, biological process: mRNA cis splicing, via spliceosome. The record is from RefSeq and is a predicted model, not a curated record. Gene Ontology annotation, molecular function: RNA binding.